AUGCUGCCUUCGCAAGAAGCCUCAAAGAUCUACCAUGAGAAUUACAUGAGGAAUUCCAGAACAAUCGGGGUGUUGUGGGCGAUAUUCACAAUAUGCUUCGCGAUUAUCAACGUGGUGGUCUUCAUUCAGCCUUACUGGAUCGGCGACAGCUUGAGCACGCCACAAGCGGGCCACUUUGGCUUAUUUCAUUACUGUAUCGGGGCCGGCUCCCCGAGCAAGGAGAUGGCCUGCCAGGGAAGCAUGUCUGACUUCGCCUCCAUACCGUCGGGCGCCUUCAAAGCGGCGUCUUUCUUCGUGUUGCUGUCCAUGGUGCUCAUUCUCAGCUGCAUCGCCUGCAUGGCGCUUUUCUUCUUCUGCAAUAUCGCUACUGUCUACAAGACGUGCGCCUGGAUGCAGCUGCUCUGUGCCGUGUGCCUGGUGUUUGGCUGCAUCAUCUUCCCGGACGGCUGGGACGCGGAGGUGGUGCGGGACCUGUGUGGGGAGGAGACGGGCAAGUACACCCUGGGCAGGUGCUCGGUGCGCUGGGCUUACAUCCUGGCCAUCAUCGGCAUCCUGGACGCCCUCAUCCUCUCAUUCCUCGCCUUCGUGCUGGGUAACAGACAGAGCGACUUCUUCUUUGAGGAGGUCCGAACUGACAACAAAGAUUGAGGUGCCG
Messenger RNA from Engraulis encrasicolus (European anchovy), 655 nucleotides. RefSeq names its product LHFPL tetraspan subfamily member 4 protein-like. Gene Ontology annotation, biological process: sensory perception of sound; gamma-aminobutyric acid receptor clustering. The record is from RefSeq and is a predicted model, not a curated record. Gene Ontology annotation, cellular component: inhibitory synapse; postsynaptic membrane; plasma membrane. The transcript is spliced from 3 exons. Bases 1 to 648 code for a protein of 215 amino acids. Gene Ontology annotation, molecular function: GABA receptor binding. Lineage: Eukaryota; Metazoa; Chordata; Actinopteri; Clupeiformes; Engraulidae.